GCACACGCAGCACACAGCACCACAACUCAGCAACUUGCACACACAGAAACACAGAUCAUGUCGCGGCUCAAAGACAAGCACCUCGAGUUCAAGACCAGCAAGGAGGUCGAGGUUGUGCCCACUUUUGAUGCGCUCGGUCUGCGCGAGGACCUUCUGCGCGGCAUCUACGCAUAUGGCUUUGAGCGCCCAUCUGCUAUCCAGCAGCGUGCCAUCAAGCCAAUCACCAAGGGCCGCGACGUCAUUGCCCAGGCCCAGUCUGGUACGGGUAAGACGGCCACGUUCUCCAUCUCCGCGCUGCAGGCCAUCGACACCACAACAAGGGAGACGCAGGUGCUGGUGCUCUCGCCCACGCGCGAGCUUGCCGUGCAGAUCCAGAAGGUUGUGCUUGCACUCGGUGACUACAUGAGCGUCCAGUGCCACGCGUGCAUUGGCGGCCAGAGCAUUGGCGAGGACAUUCGCAAGCUCGACUAUGGCCAGCACAUUGUGUCCGGUACCCCUGGUCGCGUCUUUGACAUGAUCCAGCGCCGCAACCUCCGCACGCGCUCCAUCAAGAUGCUCAUCCUCGAUGAGGCCGACGAGAUGCUCAACGAAGGCUUCAAGGAGCAGAUUUACGACAUCUACCGCUAUCUCCCGCCAGCAACGCAGGUUGUGCUGGUCAGCGCCACCCUGCCGCAUGAGGUGCUCGAGAUGACAACCAAGUUCAUGACAGACCCCGUCCGCGUCCUCGUCAAGCGUGAUGAGCUGACGCUUGAAGGCAUCAAGCAGUUUUUCGUUGCCGUUGAGCGCGAAGAAUGGAAGUUUGACACACUCUGCGACCUCUACGACACACUCACCAUCACACAGGCUGUCAUCUUCUGCAACACGCGCCGCAAGGUCGACUGGCUCACUGAGAAGAUGAAGGAGGCAAACUUCACCGUCUCCUCCAUGCACGGCGACAUGCCGCAGAAGAAGCGCAAUGAGAUUAUGCAGGAGUUCCGGUCCGGCGCCACCCGCGUCCUCAUCACCACCGACGUCUGGGCCCGCGGCCUCGAUGUCCAGCAGGUGUCGCUCGUCAUCAACUACGACCUCCCCAACAACCGCGAGCUCUACAUUCACCGACCUCGCAGCUCGGGCCGCCUGGUACCCACACGCAUUCUGUUUCCCGGUCUAGCUCCGUGA
Salpingoeca rosetta is the source of this 1158-nucleotide messenger RNA. Its product is annotated as eIF4AIII-PA. The coding region runs from base 58 to 1158 and encodes 366 amino acids. Lineage: Eukaryota; Choanoflagellata; Craspedida; Salpingoecidae. Gene Ontology annotation, molecular function: ATP binding; mRNA binding; RNA helicase activity. Gene Ontology annotation, cellular component: catalytic step 2 spliceosome; nucleolus. The record is from RefSeq and is a predicted model, not a curated record. The transcript is spliced from 10 exons.